Amyelois transitella is the source of this 3075-nucleotide messenger RNA. RefSeq names its product 2-oxoglutarate dehydrogenase, mitochondrial. Gene Ontology annotation, biological process: tricarboxylic acid cycle. The transcript has 21 exons. The record is from RefSeq and is a predicted model, not a curated record. Gene Ontology annotation, cellular component: mitochondrion; oxoglutarate dehydrogenase complex. The coding region runs from base 20 to 3028 and encodes 1002 amino acids. Gene Ontology annotation, molecular function: thiamine pyrophosphate binding; oxoglutarate dehydrogenase (succinyl-transferring) activity. NCBI's taxonomy places the organism in Eukaryota, Metazoa, Arthropoda, Insecta, Lepidoptera, Pyralidae.
AUUUGGCUGAACAUGCACAAUGUCUGUAUUUCGACCUAUAACUUUGAUGAAGAUAUCUCAGAGAACUGUCCAACAAUGGAAUCCAGCCAGCGUCCUGACGCUUCAGUCGCAGCUGUCGUCGCGGGCCGAGUCCUUCUUGACCGGAGACAGCGCCAACUUUCUGGAAGCCCAGUACCUGGACUGGGCUAAGUCUAAGGGCGCAAUUGAUUCUUCGUGGGACGGGUUUUACGACAGCGUGGCCGGUCCGGCAUUGAAGAUAGAAGACCUUCAGGAUGAUUUCAGCCCUUCUACUGUCAAAUCAAAACCAAAGGAGAAAGGAAAAUCUGAAGACAAAGAGAAAAUUAAGCUUCAAAUGGCGGUGCAGAACUUAGUCAGAAGUUACCAGGCUCGAGGCCACCUCCUGGCCAAAACGGACCCACUCUCCAUCAGCAUGGCCGCCCGCUUCCUGGUCAAGUCGAAGGCGAAGCCGGACACCAAGGGGCUGGAGUGCCAGAUCGUAGCGCGUGAAUUGGGAACUAUUCUUUGUGAGAAACACAUGGACAUGACCUUCGAGCUACCAGACAGGACGUGUAUUGGCGGCAAUGAGACCUCGCUGACGCUCAGGGAAAUCGUCGCCCGUCUAGAGCGGACUUACUGCGGCUCGAUCGGAGUCGAGUACAUGCACUGUUACGACCUGGAUUCGUUGCAGUUCAUCAGGGAGAAGAUGGAACACCCCACCGCCUUCGACAAGACAGCGGAGGAGAAGAGGCUCAUCAUGAGGCGGCUCACGAAGGCUGUUUUCCUAGAGAAAUACUUCGCAACCAAAUGGCCCGCUGAGAAGAGAUUCGGCCUGGAGGGCGGUGAAAGUAUGAUCGUGAUGCUGGAGGAGAUCGUGGACACGAGCACUAGACUCGGGGUGCAGUCCAUCGUCAUGGCCAUGCAGCAUCGAGGUCGUCUCAACAUGUUGGUGAACGUGUGUAGGAAACAAUUGACUGAUAUUUUCGCUCAGUUCAAACCAAUGGAACCGAAAGAACCUGGUUCCGGUGACAUCAAGUACCACUUGGGUACUUACAUCCACCGCUUCAUCCGUAGAACUAACAAGUACAUAAAGGUGUCGAUGAGCUGCAAUCCGUCUCAUUUGGAGGUGGUGUCUCCGGUCGUGGUGGGGAAAACCAGGGCCGAACAGUUCUGGAAGGGGGAUAGUAAUGGCGAUAAGAUCAUGUCUAUCAUCAUGCACGGCGACGCGGCCUUCAGCGGCCAAGGUGUGGUGUACGAGACCUUCACGAUGAGCAACCUGCCCAGCUUCACCACCCACGGCAGCAUCCACAUUGUGUGUAACAACCAGAUAGGAUACACCACCGACCCUCGCUUCGCCAGGAGCUCUCCUUACUGCUCAGAUAUAGCGAAAUGCGUGGACGCGCCCAUUCUCCACGUGAACAGCGAUGAUGCAGAAGCGGUGGCGCACGUAGCUCGAGUGGCCAUCAGUUACCGCUGCGAGUUCAAGAAGGACGUGGUGAUAGACUUCGUGUGCUACCGCCGGUUCGGCCACAGCGAGGAGGACGAGCCGAUGUUCACCCAGCCCUUCAUGUAUAAGAAGAUCAAGACUAUGACCACUGUGGACAAGAUAUACGAAGCAAAGCUGAAGGCGGAGGGUGUGAUAACCGACGCGGACAUCAAGCAGUGGGAGAAGGAGUACAUGGACACGCUGAACAAGCACUUCGAGCUGGCGAAGAAGGUCACCAAGCUCAGCAUCAUGGACUGGAUCGACACGCCCUGGACUGGCUUCUUUGAGGCCAAAGACCCUAAGAAGAUCGAGGAGACUGGCAUAUGCGAAGCGACAAUAUCCACGAUCUCGCAGCACUUCUGCAAGCCGCCGGAACUUUGGGCGUUCGAGCUACACAAAGGACUCGGCAGGAUCCUGCAGAACAGAGAAAAGAUGGUAAAAGAGGGUGUAGCGGACUGGGCCAUGGGUGAAGCCCUGGCAUACGGUUCUCUGCUACGAGACGGCGUCCACAUCAGGUUCACUGGUGAGGACGUUGAGAGAGGCACCAUGGCUCAUAGGCACCACGUAUACCAUCACCAGGGGGUAGAUGGCGCCACCUACCGCGUCUUCGACCAGUUGUACCCGGACCAGGCCAUUUACAGUCUGCACAACAGCGCCCUCAGCGAGUUUGGCAUCCUCGGUUUCGAAGUGGGCUACUCUUACUCGAGUCCGAACCUGCUUACGAUAUGGGAGGCGCAGUACGGUGACUUUGCGGACACGGCGCAGCCCGUGUUCGACACGUUCAUCGCGAACGGCGAGAGCAAGUGGGUCGCGCAGUCCGGUCUCGUGGUGCAACUGCCCCACGGGAUAGAUGGCGCUGGCCCAGAGCAUUCGUCUGGGCGAGUGGAGCGUUACCUCCAACAAGCUGACGAUGACGAGGACAUCAUACCGGAUCUGGACGACCCCGAAUUUGUGGUGAAACAGCUCCGAGCUUGCAACUGGAUCGUCAUGAACCUGACGACGCCAGCGAACUACUUCCACAUGAUCCGGCGGCAGCUCGCCAUGCCCUUCAGGAAGCCGGUCAUUCUGAUGACGCCCAAGGUCGGCUUGAAACAUCCCUACUACAGGUCCAAUUUCAAAGAUUUCAAGCUGGGAACCUGCUUUCAGAGGGCGAUUCCAGAAAGCGGGCCGGCGUCGCAGAAGCCUGAAUGCGUGCAAAAACUACUAUUCUGUUCGGGAAAAGUGGCCAUCACCAUCGACGAACUGCGCAAAGAGAAGAAGCUGGAGGACAAAAUAGCAAUGUGUCGUAUUGAGCAACUGUACCCGUUCCCCUACGACCUGGUGCUGCGCGAAUAUUGCAAAUACGAGAAGGCCAAGGUCUUCUUCUGUCAGGAGGAGCAUAAAAAUCAGGGCCCGUGGCCGUUUUGCGGCGUUCGAAUUUCGAAUUUGCUCGGGAGGAAAAUUGGGUGCAUUUCACGUCCGUCGAGCUCAGCAUCCGCGACUGGCAUCAAAUGGAUCCACGCGAAGGAACUGAAAGAACUUAAAGAUAAGAUCAUUGCGUUGUGAAAGUUACUGUGAUAUUACGAAACCUAUUGGCUGUGAAAUAAAUUGUU